This is a messenger RNA of Dichomitus squalens LYAD-421 SS1, 258 nucleotides long. RefSeq lists its product as uncharacterized. NCBI's taxonomy places the organism in Eukaryota, Fungi, Basidiomycota, Agaricomycetes, Polyporales, Polyporaceae. The transcript has 4 exons. The record is from RefSeq and is a predicted model, not a curated record. Bases 1 to 258 code for a protein of 85 amino acids.
AUGUCGAGCAACGACGGCACCGUCGCCCUCAACAACUACCUGCAGAACAAAGGCAGAGCAGCCGCCUUACAUUGGGAAGAUACGUUCACAGGACCGCGCCACGACGGUCAGUGGACUUCUUACUGCAAGAUCAAUGGCGAAGUAAUCGCGACCGGCACCGGCACCCAGAAGAAUGCCGCGAGGGAUGCCGCUGCUAGAGAGGCUCUACCCAUCCUGAUGGCACAAGAUGCUACUGAAGCGGAGACUGUGGCGGAGUGA